This is a messenger RNA of Plasmodium vinckei vinckei, 1563 nucleotides long. RefSeq names its product conserved Plasmodium protein, unknown function. The transcript has 3 exons. Lineage: Eukaryota; Apicomplexa; Aconoidasida; Haemosporida; Plasmodiidae. The record is from RefSeq and is a predicted model, not a curated record. The coding region runs from base 1 to 1563 and encodes 520 amino acids.
AUGAAUAAUUUAACAAGGAAGGACUAUCAUUAUAUUAAUUUUUUUAAAAACAUAAAAUCUGCUUUCUUUUAUAAUGAAAGAUGUAUAUCAAUUUUUCAAAACCAAUGUAGCCAAGUGGACAAUAAGCAAAGGAAUUUUAUACACACAUCAGAAAAAUAUAUUAAAAGAAAUGAAAUAAUUAGGUUAAAAAAAAAAGAAAUACCAGGAUAUAUUUUAUCAAGGUUGGUACAUUCUGAUGCCACACAUGAUAACACUUCUGCAACGGAAAAAGAACAGGGCAAUGAAGAAGAAGUGAAAAAUACAGUGGAAAAUUCGGAUGAAAAUAAUUGCAAUCCCGAAGAUAUAUUGAAAAAUCAAUUAAAAGAGGACGAUGGAAAAGAUUGUGAUCUCUUUGCUGAUAAUAAAAUAGAGGAUGAUGCAGAUGAAAAUGAGGAAUAUGAAGACGAAGAUGAUAAAUAUUGCAAAUCAUUUUACGAAAUAUACGAUGAUAAUAAAGAUACGUAUGAUUGUCCUGCUGAACUUUUAAAGUUCAUAAAAAAGGAAAAUAUGGAUAUAAAACUAAAAAUAAAAUGUUCAAGUCCAAGAAAUGUUACAAAAUCUCAGAUAAAAAAUGUAAUAAAUAAUAUGUUUAUAGAAUCGGAAAAUGAAAAUUCGCUUGAUCAUUCAAAUGAUGAAAAAAAGAAAGAAGAAACCGAAUGUGAUAAUGAUAAUACCAACACAAACAAUAACCAAAAUGCCUCAGAUUACGAUUUUUAUUAUUUAAACUCAAACUAUAAAAACUUUAAUUACCCAGAUAGAAAUGUUUUGUGGCCCAAUCCUUUGGUAUAUAAUCAUCGAUUACAACCGUUUGUAUUAAAAAAGAAAAAAAAUGAGCAGGAUGAUAAUUUUGAAUAUGAUAAAAAAAAUAUCGAAAUAAAUAAAAGGAGACUUGAAAAUUUGUGGAGUUAUAGUUCAAGUUAUGGUAUAGACUGGAAUACCUUAGAUGAAUUAUAUUUAAAUUUUAAAAAUCAUAAAAUUAAUCAUUUAAAUGAAUGGGAAAAUAAUAAAAAUAAAAUAAUGUUAUAUGCAUCAAAGGUAGCCAAAAGAAAACUCAUAAAAAGUAGAAAAGAAUUAUUGGAUAAACUAAAUAUUGAUUAUUCUAACAAUAUAUAUAAAAACUACGAUGACACAAAUAAUGAUAUGCAAGACAUAAAUUUGGAUGAUGACCAAACCGAAUACAAUCUGCUAUUCCCCAGAUCCAUUUUUCGAAAAUGGACUCGAACGCUUUACUUUUAUUGGAAGGAUAGAUACAUGCAUUAUUAUAACAAUACCCUUUGUGAUUAUUUAAAAGGCGAGAUAGUUGAUAUGCAACUUCUUCGAGAACAUAAUGAGAGAAACUUAAAUUUGUCAAACAAAAAAAUGCUGAAUAAGCAUUCUUUCAGUUUAAAGCAAGUUAAAGGGUCAAAUUUAUACAUUCAAAGAUAUAUAAAGAAGAAACAAAUUAAGAUUGAAGAUAAUAAUGAUCAUUUCGAUUUAACUGGUGUGGGUGAAAAUAUAUAUAAUACGGUUGAGAAGAAAAACUAA